GUGCCUACACCUAUUCUUUGCUUUUCCUUUGUAACGAUUUUUCGUAAGCAUUGUGGUUGUUGGAAUAUUAAGACUCGAGUCUAUAAUUAUGCAGUGAAAAUUGUCUUGUCAAAUUAAUCUUAUCUGGUAUAUUUGAGCUAAAGAAACUAUAAUCAUACUAAUAUGUCUUCGGUUUCAAUGGCUCCGGCACCGGGGAUGCAGCAGAUUGACCUGUCAAAGCUGAAUCUUCCACAGUUGGCCCAACUCAAACAGCAAGUGGAUCAUGAUCUUCAAGUCUUCCAAGAGUCUUUACAAGCUCUAAAGAUAGCACAAGGCAAAUUUGUGGACUCCGGGGAAACUGUCGAGAAGCUAACACCGGCUACAAAGGGGAAAACCAUCCUUGUUCCUCUGACUAGCUCUAUGUAUGUGUCUGGAACUAUAGCAGAUACCGAUAAUGUUAUUAUUGAUAUUGGAACUGGAUACUAUGCACAAAAAGAUAUCGAAGGAGCGAAAGAUUACUUCAAACGUAAAGUUCAGUUUGUAACUGAACAAAUGGAAAAAAUCCAAGUUUUAGGUAUUGAGAAGACAAAAGUAAAGGAUGCUAUUUGCAUGAUGAUGGAAAUGAAGAUUCAAGCACAGUCUGAGCCUCAGAAAGUCUCUUAAUUAUAACAAUAUUUACUGAGAAAUCUUUAAAUUGCUUAUAUUUAACCUUGUUAGUCUAACAAACACGCUGUUAAAUGUUGUUCAGUUGCAACUUAAGUCUUAGUACUAUAGUGUAGUUGAAACCUAAU
Molecule: messenger RNA, 770 nt
Organism: Papilio machaon (common yellow swallowtail)
Lineage: Eukaryota; Metazoa; Arthropoda; Insecta; Lepidoptera; Papilionidae
Gene: Pfdn5
Product: prefoldin subunit 5
Exons: 3
Coding region: 163-642 (159 amino acids)
Biological process (GO): regulation of DNA-templated transcription; protein folding
Cellular component (GO): prefoldin complex; cytoplasm
Source: RefSeq, a predicted model, not a curated record